Motacilla alba alba is the source of this 2365-nucleotide messenger RNA. It is a transcript of the gene RUMY1, whose product is annotated as family with sequence similarity 72 member A. The record is from RefSeq and is a predicted model, not a curated record. Gene Ontology annotation, cellular component: cytosol. NCBI's taxonomy places the organism in Eukaryota, Metazoa, Chordata, Aves, Passeriformes, Motacillidae. The coding region runs from base 70 to 519 and encodes 149 amino acids. The transcript has 4 exons.
GGGACAGGGAAGGGUUCGGGACAGGGACCGAGACCGGGGCCGGGCCGGGCCGGGCCGGGUCGCAGCGCCAUGUCCUCCAGCGGCUGCUCGUUCGCGGAGCGCAGCGUGCGCGUGCUGUGCUGCCGGUUCUGCCGGCAGGUGCUGAGCUGGCGGGGCAUGCAGGCCGUGCUGCUGGCCGACACCGACACCGACCUCUACUCCACCGACAUCCCGCCCUCGGGAACUGUGGAUUUCAUCGGGAGCUGCUACUUCACCGAGAUCUGCGGGUGCAAACUGAAGAACAUCGCCUGCUUGAAGUGUGGGAAUGUUGUUGGCUACCACGUGAUCUGUCCCUGCAAGCCCUGCCUGCAGUCCUGCAACAACGGCCACCUCUGGAUGUUCCACAGCCAGGCAGUGCUUGGCAUCAACAGGCUGGACCCUUCUGGUGUGGAUGUAUUGCUGUGGGGCAACCUGCCAGCUCUGGAGGAGAGCACAGAGGAAGACACGUCCUGCACCUCUGAGGAGGAGUUCAUCAGAUAAACGUCACCUGCAGGAUCUUCCCUCCUCUGCUGGCCUGGCUGUUUGCUUUGGGUUUAUUUCAUUUCACCUGCUGGCCCAUCAGAGCUUAAACAGCAAGAAAAAAUCAGGAAAUCUGGGAAAAAAAUCCCAAAAAAUGGAAUUCUUCUUUCUCUUUCCCUGUUGCCUUCCCUGGACUCUUGAAUCUGCCUGAGCAGGUGCACCCUGGAAAUGCCAACACAAAGUGCAUUUCCUGAGCUCUAUUUUGCUCUUUAUUCUUAGCCCUCUACAGCUGAUAAUCCUUCUUUUCUUCUUCCCUAAAGCACUUUUCGCAGAGCAAAACCUCUCAGCUGCUUUUCUCAGUUCAAAAGCGCCUUCAGGAAUAAUCAGCCAGGCCUGGCAGAGCUCAGCUUUGGGCUCACAACUCAACGUUUCUGCUCUGGCUCUGGGGUCUCCCGCUCUUUGCAGCCUCUCUGCACCUCAGGAUGCUCCUAAAUGUGCACUGGGAAGCCCCCUAGAGCAUUCCCACCUUUAUUUUUCAGUACUUUCAGGGUUUCAGCACCAAACUCUGCUUUUCUCAGUUCAAAAGCACCUUCAGGAAUAAUCAGCCAGGCCCGGCAGAGCUCAGCUCUGGGCUCACAACUCAACGUCUCUGCUCUGGCUCUGGGGUCUCCCGCUCUUUGCAGCCUCUCUGCGCCUCAGGAUGCUCCUGAAUGUGCACUAGGAAGCUUCUUAGAGCAUUCCCACCUUUAUUUUUUUUGUACUUUCAGGGUUCUGUCUCCACAGAGAUCAAGUUCAUGUUCUUUCUCCCUGAUAAAAACCUAAAUUCUGCAGUUUCUUAAUAGAACUUCAAGGCUACACUGGAGUUUUUCUUCAGGGCAGCAAUAAAACCCAUCCACUUUCAUAUAUAUAUAUUUUUUUUUCCCUCUCCAAAACAGAACUCAGUCAUGAAAUUGGGUCUUUUUAGAGAAAGAAAAAAAAUUUAAAAGUUAAAUAUUUGGUGUUCGCACCUAAUUUUCCAUCCUGAGGUGCACAGACAAUCUGGCUCCUGUAGGUAAUGGAUUCAAAGCUCAUUUUCUGAGUUGUUAACAAACCAUGAUGUUUAAUUUCUGAACUAAGUGCUGUCCCCUUCAGCUACUCACCUGAAGGCCACCAAUAAAAAAUUCCAGAUAAAAUCGUGUCAGAGAACAGAGGACACUUUUAAAUUUGGGGUGAUGCUGAAUGAAUCCCUCUGUAGGCUCCUGUGAUUCUCGAGAGGGGUGCAAUGAAGAGAGAUCUGAAUUGUCUCAGUAUUUUCACUGCUCAUUAUCUAUUUCUCAAUUAAUGGUACUACCUCCUCUGCCCUGUUUCAAUGUACGUUGGUGUAUAUUUGUAUGAGUGUGUCUUGUUUGGAAUUCCUGUGUUGUGUCUGCCCAGGAAAUAAAAGCUUUGGACUCUGAAGUCUUCAGGGCUGUCAUAAAUAUGGAUGUGUCAUGAUAUCAGAUAAUCAAAACAAUGAAAUAGCAGCUUGGGUUAAAAGAGUCGAAUAAUUCGGGUUUUAGUGUUAUGAAUUUGUUUUAGACAACCCAAAAAUGGAAUCACUCCAGGCUGACAGACCUGGCAGUUUCUCAGUCUCAGUUAACCCUUCUGUACCUCCAUAUCCCAAUUUCUGCCAGGCUUCUGUGAUCACUACAGCGUCAAGCUGCCAAGGUGACACCUCAAAACUUUUCUUUUUUUUUUCCCCAGCAGAAUUCAUGAGCUAAAAAUAAAUCCGAUUGUUUUUGCAUAAGCACCACAACAGUUCAAACCUAAUUGUGCCUGUUGCCUCUCCAGCACUUGUCAUUUGUAACCUUCGCCGCUCUGAGUCAGCAGCUCCUCUCCCGCAGGGAAG